AUGGCUGCCGGCUCUGUCCUUCGUCUUCUUCUUCUUCUUCUCCCUGCUUUUGUUUCCGGUGUCGUCUCGGUAGGGUUUCAGGAACAGCGGGGGGGAAAAGAGGAUGAUUCUCUUCAGACGUUCAUCGUCCACAUGAACCCGAGCCACAAGCCGGAGAUCCACCCCACCCACGCUCAGUGGUACGCCGCCCACCUCCAGUCCCUCUCCAUCGACCCCGGCCGGCACCUCCUCUACAGCUAUUCUCUAGCCUUCCAGGGUUUCGCCGCCUCCCUCCACCCGGAUCACCUUCCCCUCCUCCGGUCAUCUCCCGCCGUCCUCCACCUCCACCCCGAUCCCCUCCUCCGCCUCCACACCACUCACUCGCCGGAGUUUCUCGGCCUCCUUCAGCCCCUGAAUCUCGGGCCCUCCUCCGCUCCUCCACCGAACGGCUCCUCCCUUCUCCAGGCCGCUGAAGCCGCCACCAAGGACGUCAUCAUCGGCGUCCUCGACACCGGUGUCUGGCCGGAAAGUAGGAGCUUCGACGACGCCGGCAUUCCCGAGAUCCCCCGGCGGUGGCGGGGCACCUGCGAGGCCGGCGUAGACUUCGCCCCCUCUCUCUGCAACCGCAAGCUCAUCGGCGCCCGCAGCUUCUCCCGAGGCUACCGCGCCGCCGCUGAGGCCGCCGACGAGGGAGGAGACAAGCCCAAGGAGUACGCUUCUCCUCGAGACCGCGACGGCCAUGGAACCCACACCUCCUCCACGGCGGCGGGCUCGCCGGUGGCGAACGCCAGCCUCCUGGGCUACGCUCCGGGCACCGCCCGCGGGAUGGCCACGGCGGCGCGCGUCGCCAUGUACAAGGUCUGCUGGGCGAGCGGGUGCUUCGGCUCCGACAUCCUCGCCGGCAUAGACCGCGCCAUCGCCGACGGCGUGGACGUCCUCUCCCUCUCCCUCGGCGGCGGCGCUGCCCCCUACUUCCACGAUACCAUCGCCAUCGGAGCGUUCUCCGCGAUGGAGCGUGGCAUCUUCGUCUCCUGCUCCGCAGGGAACAGCGGGCCGAUGAAGGGCUCUCUAGCGAACACUGCCCCAUGGAUCCUCACUGUCGGAGCUGGAACUCUCGACAGGGACUUCCCGGCGGUGGCCGCCCUCGGCAGCGGCGCCCGCUACGCCGGCGUGUCCCUCUACAGCGGGCCCGGGAUGGGAUCUCGAAUGGCGCCCCUGGUGUACGACCCUCCGGCGAGCUCCGCCGGAGGGAAGGCGGCGGGCAACGGGUCCUCCGGCAACCUCUGCCUACCGGGGACGCUUUCUCCGGCAAAGGUCCGAGGGAAGGUGGUGCUCUGCGACCGCGGAGUCAACGCCCGGGUGGAGAAGGGAGCGGUGGUGAAGGCGGCGGGAGGGGUGGGGAUGAUCCUCGCCAAUGCGGCAGCCAACGGGGAGGAGCUCGUCGCCGACAGCCACCUGCUCCCCGCGGUGGCGGUGGGGUUGAAGAACGGCGACCUGAUCAGGAAGUACGCCCAGUUUGAUCGUAACCCGAAGGUGCUGCUGCAGUUUCAGGGGACUGUGCUCAACGUGCGGCCAUCGCCGGUGGUGGCGGCCUUCAGCUCCCGGGGACCCAACGGGGUGACGCCGCAGAUCCUCAAGCCCGACGUCAUCGGCCCCGGCGUGAACAUCCUCGCCGCCUGGUCAGGGUCCGUCGGCCCCACCGGCCUCUCUAAAGACCGCCGCCGAUCUCAGUUCAACAUCAUGUCCGGUAAACAAGCACCGCCGCUCCUGCCAUCUCCUCCUCCUCUUCCUCCUUCGUACUGAUUUCUUCGUGGGUUCGAAUGAAUGAUUGCAGGAACGUCCAUGUCGUGUCCUCACGUCAGCGGGAUCGCUGCCCUGGUGAAGGCGGCGCACCCCGAGUGGAGCCCCGCCGCCGUCAAGUCGGCCCUCAUGACCACCGCCUACACAGUUGACAACGUGGGUUCGCCCCUGCGGGAUGCCGCCGGCGGCGGCGGCGCCGACCCGUACGGCUACGGUUCCGGCCACGUUGACCCACGGAGGGCCCUCUCUCCGGGCCUCGUCUACGACAUCGCCGCCGACGACUACGUCGCCUUCCUCUGCUCCCUGAAAUACAGCCUCCGGCAAGUUCAGGCGAUCACCAAGAGAUCAAACUUCACCUGCUCCCGGAGAUUCAGAGAUCCCGGGGACCUCAAUUACCCCUCCUUCUCCGUCGUCUUCAACAGCGAAUCGAGGAAGGCGGCCGUCACUUACACCAGGGAGCUCACCAACGUCGGCGAGGCCGCCUCGGAGUACGCCGUCGAGGUCACGGCGCCGGUGAGCGUCGCCGUGACGGUGAAGCCCUCCAAGCUCCUCUUCACCAGGGUGGGGCAGAAGCUCAGGUACUCUGUCUCGUUUUCGCCCGUGAAGGUUCGGAGCCCGCAGGCGCCGUCGUUCGGGUGGGUCACCUGGAAGAGCGGGCGGUACCAGGUGAGGAGCCCGGUGGCGGUUUCAUGGAACAAGAAGGUCCGCUGA
This is a messenger RNA of Spirodela intermedia, 2490 nucleotides long. The record is from the annotation of a GenBank genome assembly. NCBI's taxonomy places the organism in Eukaryota, Viridiplantae, Streptophyta, Magnoliopsida, Alismatales, Araceae.